AUGUACGCCAUGGGUAAAGAGUACGGCAUUCCAGGAUUGAAGGCCGUGGCUUGUGCCAAAUUCCACAGACUGUCUUGGAACAUACUCAACCAUGCUGGCCUGUCUGCAGCUAUCAUAGUUGCGUACAGCACCACACCAGAGACGGAUAAGGGUUUGCGAGACGAGAUCCUGCGAGCACUUUACGUUUGCCGUAAACGAUACAGUGACGAGGAAGAAAUUCAGCGAAUCAUCUCGAGUAUCCCGGAGCUUAGUUAUGGUCUUUUCCGUAGACUGCUUGAGCGUGAGAUGGCCGCUCAGACCUGA
Molecule: messenger RNA, 303 nt
Organism: Aureobasidium melanogenum CBS 110374
Lineage: Eukaryota; Fungi; Ascomycota; Dothideomycetes; Dothideales; Saccotheciaceae
Exons: 1
Coding region: 1-303 (100 amino acids)
Source: RefSeq, a predicted model, not a curated record